Molecule: messenger RNA, 1131 nt
Organism: Sordaria macrospora k-hell
Lineage: Eukaryota; Fungi; Ascomycota; Sordariomycetes; Sordariales; Sordariaceae
Source: RefSeq, a predicted model, not a curated record
AUGGCGCUCGACAACUACUACCACAACAAGAUCGAGGCGAUGAAGCUCGAGAUCCUCAAGGGUCAAGCCGUCCUCCGCCGUCUCGAAGCACAACGAAAUGAUUACAACUCGCGCGUGCGCCUGCUCAGGGAAGAGCUCGGUCUGCUACAACAGCCCGGGUCCUAUGUGGGUGAGGUCGUCAAGGUUAUGAGCACAAAGAAGGUCCUCGUCAAGGUGCACCCCGAGGGCAAACUCACCGUCGGCAAGCGCGUCACCCUCCUCUCAGACUCGUAUAAGCUCGAAAAGAUGCUUCCUUCCUCAGUAGACCCGCUCGUGUCCCUCAUGAUGGUCGAAAAGGUGCCCGACAGUACCUACGAUAUGAUUGGUGGUCUGGACCAGCAAAUCAAGGAGAUCAAGGAGGUGAUCGAGCUCGGCCUCAAGCACCCCGAGCUGUUCGAGUCGCUAGGUAUCGCGCAACCAAAGGGUGUCCUACUCUACGGCCCUCCCGGUACCGGCAAGACCCUGCUCGCCCGUGCCGUCGCCCAUCACACCGACUGCAAGUUCAUCCGCGUGUCGGGCUCCGAGCUCGUGCAAAAGUACAUUGGCGAGGGCUCCCGCAUGGUGCGCGAGCUGUUCGUUAUGGCGCGUGAGCACGCUCCUUCCAUCAUUUUCAUGGACGAGAUCGACUCCAUCGGUUCUUCGCGUGUCGAGGGCUCGUCGGGCGGCGACUCCGAAGUCCAGCGCACCAUGUUGGAACUCCUCAACCAGCUCGACGGUUUCGAGCCGACCAAGAACAUCAAGGUCAUCAUGGCCACCAACCGUCUCGACAUUCUCGACCCCGCCCUGUUGCGCCCCGGCCGUAUCGACCGCAAGAUCGAGUUCCCCCCUCCGAGUGUCGAGGCCCGCGCCGACAUUCUGCGCAUCCACAGCCGCAAGAUGAACCUGACGCGCGGCAUCAACCUGACCAAGAUCGCCGAGAAGAUGAACGGGUGCUCGGGUGCCGAGCUCAAGGGUGUCUGUACCGAGGCCGGCAUGUACGCCCUCCGCGAGAGGCGCGUGCACGUCACGCAGGAGGACUUUGAGCUGGCCACGGCCAAGAUCCUGAAUAAGCAUGAUGACAAGGAGGUGUCGUUGGCCAAGUUGUGGCGUUAA